This is a messenger RNA of Thyridium curvatum, 1212 nucleotides long. RefSeq lists its product as uncharacterized. Gene Ontology annotation, cellular component: extracellular region. Gene Ontology annotation, molecular function: chitinase activity; chitin binding. The coding region runs from base 1 to 1212 and encodes 403 amino acids. NCBI's taxonomy places the organism in Eukaryota, Fungi, Ascomycota, Sordariomycetes, Thyridiales, Thyridiaceae. The transcript has a single exon. The record is from RefSeq and is a predicted model, not a curated record. Gene Ontology annotation, biological process: chitin catabolic process; carbohydrate metabolic process.
AUGAGCGGCGGAUCCGCGACCGGCGGCUACCGCACUGUGGCCUACUUCGUCAACUGGGCCAUCUACGCCAGGAAGCAUCGUCCUCAGGAUCUACCGCUCGAGAAGCUCACCCAUGUCCUCUAUGCCUUUGCCAAUGUGCGUCCAGACUCAGGAGAAGUCCACCUCACCGACGGUUGGGCCGACACUGAUAUCCACUGGGAGGGCGACUCGUGGAACGAUUCCGGCACCAACCUCUAUGGCUGCAUGAAGCAGCUGAACCUGCUCAAGAAGCGUAACCGCAAUCUCAAGGUUCUUCUGUCCAUCGGUGGCUGGACCUACAGCUCCAACUUCAAGGGUCCGGCCUCUACGCCGCAAGGUCGAGCGACCUUUGCCAACUCUGCCGUUGAGCUGAUCAAGAACCUUGGGUUUGAUGGCAUCGACAUCGACUGGGAGUAUCCCCAAAGCGCGGCCGAGGCUGCCGACUUUGUUGCCCUCUUGGAAGAAUGCCGCUGCGCGAUGGACGAGUACUCUGCUACUCUGAGCUCGCCCCACCACUUUGAGCUGACCGUCGCCUGUCCCGCCGGAGCUCAGAACUACGAGAAGCUCGAUCUGCCAGCCAUGGAUCGCCUGCUGGACUUUUGGAACUUGAUGGCGUACGACUAUGCCGGCUCCUGGGACUCCGUCGCGGGUCAUCAAGCCAACCUCUUCCGCUGCGACCAAAAUCCUGCCAGCACCCCGUUCAGCACUGCCCAGGCACUAGACUACUACACCAGCCACGGCGUUGCGUCAGACAAGAUCGUGCUCGGCAUGCCCCUCUACGGCCGAGCAUUUGAGAAUACCGAUGGCCUCGGAAAGCCCUACAACGGCAUUGGCGAGGGCACUUGGGAACGUGGUGUUUAUGACUACAAGAAGCUUCCCCUUGACGGCGCAGUAGAGCAUCACGAUCAGGACGCCGGUGCCAGCUAUUGCUAUGACCAGGGUAAGCGGACACUGGUAAGCUACGACACGGUAGAUAUGGCGAGGAAGAAGGCGGAGUUCAUCAAAGAACGUGGACUGGGAGGCGGUAUGUGGUGGGAGAGUAGUGCAGACAAGGAGGGAUCAGACAGCUUGAUUGGCAAUGUGGUGGAAGUUUUUGGUGGAAGCGGCGCAUUGAAGGGGGAGGAAAACUGCAUCGAGUACCCGCAGACAAAGUACGAUAACUUGCGCGGCGGUUUCCCCAACGAUCAAGCUUAA